UUUUUUUUUUUCUUCUUCUACUCAACUUCCCUUUUUCUUUUUUUUUCUUAAAAAGUUAUUUAUAAUGGAUCAAUCAACAGGUGUCGAUAUUAAAAAUAAAAAAUUAGAAUCUUUUUCUGCUCCUACUCCUCAAAACACUCCUAGUAAUCCUGCUCCCAUUACUUCAAACUAUCGUCCUAAAGUGACUACUAUAUCUGAAGAUAUGGAAACUGUAACUACACCUGAUGCUUCUGCUCUUAGUGGUGCAUUUACUAAUAACCCUGCUCUCAUUAGUAUGCUUCAAGGAAAAUUGGAUACUUUGGUUGGUCGUUCUUCUGGCUAUGUUGAAUCUCUUCCUCCUUCUGUUCAACGUCGUUUGAAUGGUCUCAAGUAUUUACAAUCUAAACAUUCUGAACUUGAAAUUCAAUUCCAAGAAGAAGUAUUAGCUUUGGAAAAGAAAUAUCUUGAACUUUAUCGUCCAUUAUAUGAAAAGCGUACUCAAGUCAUUACUGGAAAAUAUGAACCUACUGAUGAAGAAGUAGCUAUUGGUGAAAAGGUAGAUCAAGAUGAAGAAGAAGAUCACAAGAUGGAAGAUGAAGAAAAACCCAAGACUACUGACAAUGACGAUGUCAAGGGUAUUCCUGAAUUCUGGCUUACUUUGUUGAAAAACCAUCCUCACUUAUCUGAAGCUAUUACUGAUAAUGAUGAACAAGUCCUUAAACAUUUGAUCGAUAUUCGUAUGUCUUAUUUGGAUCAACCUGGAUUCAAAUUAGAAUUUGUCUUUGAAGAAAAUGAAUUCUUUACCAACUCUAUUCUUACCAAGACUUACUAUUAUCAAGAUCAUGCUUAUGCUGGUGACUUUGUUUAUGAUCAUGCCGAAGGUUGUACUAUUGACUGGAAGGAAGGAAAGGAUUUGACUACUACCGUGGAAUCAAGAAAACAACGUCACAAGGGAACCAACAAGACUCGUGUUGUCAAGCGUACUGUACCCACCGACUCUUUCUUUAACUUCUUCAAUCCUCCUGCCUUCCCUGAUGAAGAUGAAGAAUUGGAUGAAGAAGAAGCUGAAGGUUUGGAUGCCAAAUUGGAAGCUGAUUAUGAAGCUGGUGAAGAAUUUAAGGAUAAGAUCAUUCCUCAUGCUGUUGAUUACUUUACUGGAAAGGCUCUUGAAUAUGAUGGUUUCGAUAAUGAAGAUGAAUUCGAUGGUGAAUACUUUGAUGACGAAGAUGAUGAUGAUGUGGACGAUGAUGAUGAAGAUGAUGAUGAUGAUGAUGAUGACGAUGAUGAUGAUGCUGUAAGUAAAAUAGAAAAAAGGAUUAGUUGAUUAAAGAAAGAGAGAUACUUGUGAUAUUAAUUCCCUUCUUUUAUAUAAUG
Molecule: messenger RNA, 1353 nt
Organism: Halteromyces radiatus
Lineage: Eukaryota; Fungi; Mucoromycota; Mucoromycetes; Mucorales; Cunninghamellaceae
Exons: 4
Coding region: 65-1303 (412 amino acids)
Biological process (GO): nucleosome assembly
Cellular component (GO): chromatin; nucleus
Molecular function (GO): histone binding; chromatin binding
Source: RefSeq, a predicted model, not a curated record